Messenger RNA from Bacidia gigantensis, 1260 nucleotides. RefSeq lists its product as uncharacterized. The coding region runs from base 1 to 1260 and encodes 419 amino acids. Lineage: Eukaryota; Fungi; Ascomycota; Lecanoromycetes; Lecanorales; Ramalinaceae. Gene Ontology annotation, biological process: poly(A)+ mRNA export from nucleus. Gene Ontology annotation, cellular component: nucleus. The transcript is spliced from 2 exons. The record is from RefSeq and is a predicted model, not a curated record.
AUGUCCUCACCAGACCUUUCCUUGUCGCCUACCCCAGAUUUGCCAGACGCUGACCAUAAUGACGCAACCGAGCAUCCACUAGAAGAUUUACAAGACGAUCCUACAGUCCAAGCGGCCGAUCCAGAUGCGACCAAAGACGAUGACAACUCAGAUAAUGAAUCAAUUCUCUCGGAUGUAGAUGAAGCUCAAUUCGAGAACUUCGACCCUAAUCAAAUUACUAUUGAAGAGCGUCCGGCUGUUGCAGUAGACGAAGACAAUGCCAAGCUUCUUGGUCGACACAAGCGAAAGCGCGUCGAAGGCGAAAGUGAACGCAAGAAAAAGAAAAAGGAAGGACGAAGAGAGAAGCCAAAGAAGCUGAGAAAGAAGAAGGACAGUGAUGAUGAUUUCAGUGGUGGGGAGGAGAUAGAAGGCAAACGGGCACGGAAGAAGAAGUCAUUUGUUGAAGGAGAUAAUAGAAAGGAGAGACCAAAGGUCGAGAAAAGGAGAGUUGAAGAAGAUGAGGAAAAUCUUGACCCAGAAGAGCAUGAGGAAAUCGCUACUAUGCGUAAACGCAUGGAAGAAGCCGCGGAAGCGGACGUACUUGCCCGACAGGCAAAUCCACCUCGACCUGCUAUGCAUAAGCUGAAAAUGCUUCCGGAAGUCACUGCACUGUUGAACCGUAACAGCAGAGACGUUGAAGCUGCUAUUGUCGACCCUGAAAAUAAUCUUCUGCUGUCUGUCCGUUACUUCCUGGAACCCCUCACCGAUGGCUCAUUACCUGCGUACAACAUCCAGCGCGAGAUAUUCUCCGCUUUAGCCAAGCUACCUAUCGACAAAGAGAGUCUGAUUAGUAGUGGACUCGGUAAGGUGGUUGCCUUCUACACAAAGUCGAAGAAGCCAGAGAUCAGCAUCAAACGCGCUGCUGAGCGCUUGGUCGGUGAAUGGUCUCGUCCCAUUCUCAAACGUAGUGAUGACUACCGCCAACGUGUCCUUGCUGAGGCAUCCUAUGACCCAACCAGUACGCGGAAGGCAGGCGGUAAUUCUCAGAUAAGCACCCAGGAAGCGGCGGCGAUCGUCAAAGCAAGAGGCUAUAUGGCGCCAGGUGUAAAAUCAAACAGGGCUCGUGCAGAGAUCGAGAAUAAGACCUAUACUGUUGUUCCUAAGAGUACACAAAUCGCUGGGGGUGCUUUUGCAAGGCCGCUAGGCGCAAGUGGUGAAGAUGCAUUCAGGAGGAUGAAGAUGAGGCAGCAGAUGGCAUCAGGCCAAAAGAAGGCUCGAUAA